This is a messenger RNA of Pseudophryne corroboree (corroboree frog), 2390 nucleotides long. RefSeq names its product thyrotropin-releasing hormone receptor-like. Bases 477 to 1682 code for a protein of 401 amino acids. Gene Ontology annotation, biological process: phospholipase C-activating G protein-coupled receptor signaling pathway. Gene Ontology annotation, molecular function: thyrotropin-releasing hormone receptor activity. The record is from RefSeq and is a predicted model, not a curated record. Gene Ontology annotation, cellular component: membrane. The transcript has 4 exons. NCBI's taxonomy places the organism in Eukaryota, Metazoa, Chordata, Amphibia, Anura, Myobatrachidae.
AGUGAGUGGUAAAUGCACCGUGCUCCGGCAGCAGCCAGGGAUCACCCCGCGCAUCUCCCCGCUGGCAGCAGCAGUGUUCUGCACUGGAGGACUUGGGAUUUCUGCAACAUUCCGUAUCUUUAUUUCUGCAGUGAAAUGAUUUGUCCCAUCUUAUGGUCAGAGACCCGCUGGCUGUAUACAGAGACCCGCUGGCUGUAUACAGGGGCUGGCAGUGGAGAAGAGAUCGGACUAUUCUUGUGUCACCAGGCUCUGUUAUAUUAAUGAGAAGAGUUCACAUUUCUUUUGGACACUGGCUGUGGCAGAACACGGGAUGUUGACUUAUAGGAUGGAAGAUCAAGUUGUCCAUCGCACGUGGCUCCGGGGAUUCAUUUGAGUCGUCAUCACCAUGAAACACGUCUUUCCCAGUACUGAACAGUCCAUCAUGGAGUUGGUAUUAUAGAUAAGGCUCAGGACUGAAGUGUCCAUUUCCUACCAACAUGGAGAACGGCAGCAAGUUUGACAGUCCGACCAAUAUCUCAUUGGCAAACAAUGAUUUGGUUUCUAGUAUGAUCGAAUACAAAGCCAUCUCCGUAUUCCUGGUUCUACUGAUCUGCGGUAUUGGCAUAAUAGGCAACAUCAUGGUGGUUCUAGUGGUGUUCAUUACCCGUGACAUGAGAACCCCAACCAAUUGUUAUUUGGUCAGCUUGGCUGUGGCUGAUUUAAUGGUCCUGGUGGCUGCUGGAUUGCCCAACGUAUCAGAUAGCUUGGCUGGGACAUGGAUCUAUGGACAUGCCGGGUGUCUCGGGAUAACCUACUUUCAGUAUUUGGGCAUCAACGCCUCCUCCUGUUCUAUCACAGCCUUUACGGUUGAGAGAUACAUCGCCAUUUGCCACCCUAUGAAGGCCCAGACAGUUUGCACAGUGUCCCGCGCCAAGCGUAUAAUUGCCAUAGUGUGGGUCUUCACCUCCAUUUACUGCAUGUUUUGGUUCUUCUUGGUGGACAUUCAAGUGAACAAAAGUCAACAGGUGGAAUGUGGCUACAAGGUCUCCCGUAACCUUUACCUGCCCAUUUAUUUGACUGACUUUGCAAUAUUCUACGUGAUUCCGCUGUUCGUGGCCACCAUCUUGUAUGGGCUGAUCGGCCGGAUCCUGUUUCUCAGCCCCAUCCCCGAUCAUCCAGAAAGCACCACAGAGAGACUGAGGGAGAAAAGCACCAAGGAAAAAAAUGGGACAAAAACAGAAGGCAACAAGAUGAACAAUCGGAAUCGUCCAAAAGGGGCGUUGUCCUCACGGAAACAGGUCACCAAGAUGUUGGCAGUGGUGGUUGUACUGUUUGCACUCCUGUGGAUGCCCUACCGGACUUUAGUCCUAGUGAACUCAUUCAUGGAAAAUCCUUACUUAGAUCCCUGGUUUAUUCUCUUCUGCCGUGUCUGUGUCUAUGCUAACAGUGCAAUUAAUCCCAUCAUCUACAACCUCAUGUCUCAGAAGUUCCGCACUGCCUUUAAGAGGUUGUGUAAGUGUGGUCAGAUGGAGAGCCAACGGAGAAGCAUGUACAUGACCACCAGUAACUACAACAUGGUGAGGGAUUCUGCUACCGUCAGAGGGGAGAAGAAAGUGAAACCACCACCCGAGAACCCUUCCACUGUACCUGAGCAGACCGACAAGGCCAGGGUGGAAGGAGAGUUGUAUUAUAGUGUGGUUUAACUUAUAUUGUGCCCUAGCUUAAGGUCCAUGUACCUAGCAGCGGUGCCAGUAUACGGUAGGGCCAGCAUUGAUUACACAAAUACGUUCUCAUUGUCAUGAACAAGCAACAGAUGCUAAGACCAGACCUCAGACCAUGAUUUGUAGAUCUCAGAGAGUCCUGGCAUCAGGCACAAUCCUAUGUCGGAUGGAAGACCAGGGCUUUAAAAUGAGUUUGCAUUACAGAUACGGGCACCACCUUCUAUGUUCCCAAGGUUUUAUCCACCGGACACGCGCUUGAAUUUGACUAUAAUGUUGUAAGUGACCGUGAUGAAGACCAGCAAUGACCAUGUACCUACCACAACGUAAUGGAGACCCAUUCAAAUGGAUAGCGAGAUAUUGCCAGCAAACAAUGCUAAUGCAGAAUCCUGCCUCUCAUCCCGUCGUUGUGUCCAUCCAGUGGCCCCAGAGCAGACCAUGAUAGAUGUUAGUGUUACAUACAAAGAGCAGAGUGUGAUAUCUGUGAAUAAUGGAAGUAAAUUGCAUCAUUAUUUUUAUGUCAUUCCAUCAUUCCGCAGAAUUAUUCAUCAGACAUUCCUAAAAAUAUAAACUUUUACCACAUUACUUCUAAAAUGUUUUGGAAGCAUAUUAAUAAGACGCUUCUACCGUGCAAAAGAACAAAAUGGCAUUCAGUUGUGGUAUAUUGUGCAAAAAACAUAAAAUAAAUGCCAU